AUGUACAGAGAUGCUCCAUCCAAGGGCAUCUAUGCACCUGCUCCUAGCACCUCUGGCCAGGAGCUGCUCCUGGAAAACAAGAUCUUGGUGAAGCAAUCACCCAGGCUUGAGGUGUACAACAAUGAGGUCAACCUUAGCUGCAAGUAUACCUACAACCUCUUCUCAAAGGAGUUCCGGGCAUCCCUUUAUAAGGGUGUGGAUAGUGCUGUGGAAGUCUGCGUUGUGAAUGGGAAUUUCUCCCAUCAGCUUCAGUUUUACUCACACACAGGAUUCAACUGUGAUGGGAAAUUGGGCAACGAAACAGUGACUUUCUAUCUCCGGAAUUUGUAUGUUAACCAAACAGAUAUUUACUUCUGCAAAAUUGAGGUUAUGUAUCCUCCUCCUUACCUAGACAAUGAGAAGAGCAAUGGAACUGUUAUCCAUGUGAAAGAGAAGAAUAAUUGUCCUGAUGUCCAAUCGCCUGAGUCUCCUAAGCCCUUUUGGACACUGGUGGUGCUUAGCGGAGUCCUGGGUAUCUAUAGCUUGCUAUCAACAAUGCUCCUUUGUUAUUUAUGGACGAAGCGUCAAAGAACCAGGCUUCUUCAGAGUGACUAUAUGAACAUGACUCCCCGGAGGCCAGGGCCCACCCGCAAACACUACCAGCCCUACGCUCCAGCACGAGACUUUGCAGCCUACCGCCCCUGACAAGGACGCCUAUCCAGAAGCCAGCCGGCUGGCACCCCUCCACUCACACAACAUCAAUGCUCUGGAUAGGAAAGGACUGAUUUAUCAUCAGCCGGCUGUCUCAAGCCCCUGUUGGGCCACCAAUACCAAUUUUUAUUGAGAUUGUGGAUGAAAUAUCAAGAUCAUUUUGAGACUCAGUUAAAAAAAUAUCCUUUGGCAGGCUAAGUCUUGCAGGGCCAUGACCCACAUUCAAACUUAUCAUGUAUUUAUUGACUUGGUUGAAGAGUUAGAGUAGAAAAUGAAAAGUGAGUGGAUUCUGUUAGCUUUUGGAAUCUGCUUCCAGGCUGCUGGGCUGAGCCCGCUUCUCUUCUCAAUCCCCUGCACAUCUCAGUCAAGCAAAGUGUGAUAUCCAGGGCUAUUUUAAGUGGAGAAGAAAGGCUAGAAAACAUUCCCUUUUAAAGGGUGUUUAGCCCUGCACAGAACUCAACUCAAAGUAGAUCAAAGACUUAGGUAUUAGA
Molecule: messenger RNA, 1181 nt
Organism: Ictidomys tridecemlineatus (thirteen-lined ground squirrel)
Lineage: Eukaryota; Metazoa; Chordata; Mammalia; Rodentia; Sciuridae
Source: RefSeq, a predicted model, not a curated record